UUGGUUGGUCCUGUGAUCACGUGACUUGUGACAUCAUCAGAACAGGCGGUCAGGUGGACGUAUGACAUCACUCGUGUUGUCACGGACACGUAAUGAAUUGUUCAAACGUCAUUUUUCUUAAAGGGACAGCGCAGGUUCGUGUUUGUUUUGGAACGUUCUGUCAACGCUGAGGUAACGUUGUCUGAAUGUUAGUUAUUGGUUUUCGUUGUAGAGGGUAAACAAACAGACGUCUCUCCAUCGUUGCUCUGAUGAGCGUUGCUAUGGUUACGCUGCAAACAGGAAGUGUAAAUCUGGACGUCCACAUGAAGAAACGUUUCAUCAUCAAACAGGAAAUCACCUGCGUGGAUUCCUGCAGAGGUCGGAGGUCACGCAGAAAUACCCCGAGCACAAACUUCCCCCUCGGGGUUUCUCUGCUGUGGGUUUAUGUUAACGAGCUGUCUCUGCUGACGCCUGAUUGGCUGCUGUGGUGAGAGGGGGCCGUCCCUCCGGCGCCGUCGAGACGUUUGAUCAGAUCAGAGUCAGACCGAGCGGCGAGGAGCUGAGCAGAGACAGGAAGUCAGAGAGGCGAGAAAAGAGGAAGCAGCGAGCGUCCGGAGGUCUGACAGGAUGACUGAAGCUCAGUUCAACGUCUACGACAGCGACCUGCAGAUGAAUCUGAUGCAGUACGACUACAUUCCUCCAGUGGACAUAAAGACUGAACCCUACAUACCUGAGACAGCUCACGGUCCCUACAUUCAGAUCAUAGAAGAACCCAAACAGAGGGGCUUUCGUUUCCGUUAUGAGUGUGAGGGUCCGUCCCACGGCGGGCUCCCAGGGGCCUCCAGCGAGAAGAACAGGAGAACCUACCCGACCGUGAAGAUUAAUAACUACGUGGGUCACGCCCGGGUGGAGGUCCAGCUGGUGACGCACUCCGACCCUCCUCGUGUUCACGCUCACAGCCUGGUGGGACGCCACUGCACCGAGAACGGCACCUGCACGCUGGACGUCGGCCCCAACGACCUCACCGCCUCCUUCAGUAACCUGGGCAUCCUCCACGUGACGAAGAAAGGUGUGGUCGAGGUUCUGAGCCGCCGCCUGAGAGAAGAGAGGAAGAGACAGAAAGGAGCUCACUGCCACCUCACAGACUCGGAGGAGAACUCCAUCCUGAAGGAGGCGAAGGAGCUCGGGAAGGUGAUGGACCUGAACAUCGUCAGGUUGAAGUUCACCGCCUACCUGCAGGACAGCAACGGAGGCUUCACCCGAGCGCUCAAACCCGUGGUGUCCAACCCGAUCUAUGACAGCAAAUCACCGAACGCCUCCAACCUGAAGAUCUCUCGGAUGGAUAAGACGUGCGGCACGGUGCUGGGAGGAGACGAGAUCUUCCUGCUCUGCGACAAAGUCCAGAAAGACGACAUAGAGAUUCGUUUCUACGAGGAGGACGAUGAAGGAGGCUGGGAGGCGUUUGGAGACUUCUCCCCGACCGACGUCCACAAACAGUACGCCAUCGUGUUCAAGACGCCGCCCUAUCACAGCGCAGAGAUCGAGCGGCCCGUCACCGUCUUCCUGCAGCUGAAGAGGAAGAAAGCCGGCGACAGCAGCGACCCCAAACAGUUCACCUACAUCCCACAGGUCCAAGACAAAGAGGAGGUGCUGAGGAAGAAGCAGAAGCCGCUGCCUCACUAUGAAACCUGGAGAGGAGGUGGAGGAGGAGGAGGAAGAGGUGGAGGAGCUGGAGGGUUUGGAGGAGCAGGAGCUGGAGGAGGAGGAGGAGGAGGAUUCCAGUUCAGCCAUCAGAUGAACGGAGGAGGCGCAGGAGGAGGCGCAGGAGGAGUUUUCUUCACAGGAGGAUUCACAAGCUUUGGUGGAGGGGGAGGAGCUCAGAUGUCAGGCUCCGCCCCUCAGACGGACGGACAGGCCGGCUCGCCGCUGCAGCAGCAGCUGUUUCAGAUCGCCGCCGCCCUGCACAGUCGAGCCUCUCAGAGCGCCAGACAGACCGCCGCCGCCCUGCUGCAGUACUGCAGCACCGGGGACGCCCGGGUCCUCCUGGCCAUCCAGAGACACCUCUGCGGCGUGCAAGACGGCAACGGAGACACUCCUUUGCACCUGGCCGUCAUCCACCAGCAGACAGGUGUGAUCCAGCAGCUGAUCCACACGCUGCUCAGCAGCCAGCAGCAGAACAUCCUGAACACAGCCAACCACCUGCGACAGACGCCGCUCCACCUGGCGGUGAUCACUCGGCAGGUGAAGGUGGUGGAGGUGUUGCUGCGGGCGGGGGCCGACCCCAGCCUGCUGGACAAAGAUGGCCGCAGUCCCAUCCACCUGGCGGCGCUGGCUGGAGACCACGCCACACUCCGCCCCCUGCUGGCUCACCUGGGAGAAGGCCACGCCCACCUGGUCAACACGCCUGAUUACCACGGUCUCCACCCGCUCCACCUGGCCGUGAGGAGGGACGGCGAGCGCUGCCUCCGCCUGCUGGUGGAGGGCGGAGCCAAAAUCAACGCACCUGAGCAGAAGAGUGGAAACACCGCCCUCCACCUGGCCGUCAGAGAAAACCUGUUCAAGGUGGCAUGCACGCUCAUCACCGAGCUGAAGGCCGACGUCAACGCGUGCACGUUUGGAGGAAACACGCCUCUCCACCUGGCCGCCAGUCUGGGCUCGCCGACGCUCUGCUCGAUGCUCGUCGCUGCAGGUGCCGAUAAGAACAUGGAGAACGACGAGCCGCUCUUCUUCAGCUCGUCUUCAGACGAAGAGCAGGACGAAGACGAACCAAUCAGAGACGAGGUCAGAGAGCGAGACGCCGCCGCGCAGCCAAUCAACCCUCGCAAGAGACCUGCAGGAGGCCACACCCCUCUGGACCUUGCCAAAUGCCAGAAGGUGAGGAACCUGCUGAACUCCAAACAGAGUCCGAAGUCGAGUCGUCACUGCAGCAAGAAGAUGAAGCCGAGCAGCUCUGAAGAGGUGGAGGCCUCGGGGCUGGACGAGGACACGCUGUCCCGGCUGGUGGAGGUGCUGAGCGUCGGCGACGUCCCCUGGAGGAAGCUGGCGGAGAAGCUGGGCAUGAUGACGCUGACUCACCUGUACCUGGACAGUCCGACGCCGUGCCAACACCUGCUGCAGCACUACAAGCUGGGUGGAGGUCCGGUCCAAGGGCUGGUCGAAGCUCUGCAGUCUCUCGGCCUGACAGAAGGAGUCCGACUGCUGAGACACACAGAACUACGAGACGACAAGCACAGCACAGACGCCACGGUUGACAGCGGCUUCGGCAGUCAGCCAAUGGAGGAAGACGAGCCGCCCGUGACCAAUCAGUGACAGGCAGGAAAUGAAAGUCACCUGAGCAGCCUGGGUCAUCUCAGAACUCUGCAGAACUGGACCUGGACUUGAACCUGAACCUGGACCGAGUCGGACUUUUGUUUGUUUACCUGCCGCGCUCCGGGCGGACCCCGCCGUGUAAAUAAACAGGAAGUAGAUUUUUAUUGCCGUAUCAUAAAUGUUUGACUUUGA
Larimichthys crocea (large yellow croaker) is the source of this 3480-nucleotide messenger RNA. It is a transcript of the gene nfkb2, whose product is annotated as nuclear factor of kappa light polypeptide gene enhancer in B-cells 2 (p49/p100). Gene Ontology annotation, molecular function: protein binding; DNA-binding transcription factor activity, RNA polymerase II-specific; RNA polymerase II cis-regulatory region sequence-specific DNA binding. Gene Ontology annotation, cellular component: cytoplasm. Gene Ontology annotation, biological process: regulation of DNA-templated transcription. The record is from RefSeq and is a predicted model, not a curated record. The transcript has 23 exons. Lineage: Eukaryota; Metazoa; Chordata; Actinopteri; Sciaenidae. The coding region runs from base 607 to 3288 and encodes 893 amino acids.